AAUUGAGCUGUUUCCUACAGAGCAAGGAACUAGACAGACUGCCUCCUCUAGUCCCUCCCCCAAGGCUUUCAGUUUCCCAAUUAGUCGGCCAAAUCCAGAGCUCCUGUGGCAGCUGCGGCGGUAACAUUGGAGAACUUGCUGCGGAAGGAGCAGGUGUUGUUCCCAGACAGCUGGAAAUGACAAGGGUCUCCUGAGACCUCCCAUUCCACCACCUGCCCAUGAAGACCUGGCCGUCAUUGUCCGCUGUCCACACUCCCAGUAUGUUCAGUCUUCUGCUCCUGGUUGCCUCACUGAACGCUCAGAAUCAAAGCUGGGACCUUGCUAACUGCACCCAGGGCGUACUGUCUGUGCCUAGAGGCAGCCGCGCAAAGAUGAGCUGUAACAUCUCCAAUAACUUCACUUAUGUCACCAUCUGGCUAGACAACAACAUCAUCUUCAAUAAGACGCCCCAAGGAUACUUCCGCUGGAAAGAGUGGGAGCUCCAAGUUCAAGGGGGCCAGGCACAGCUCGUGAUCAACCACACCCAGGAUGUCCACACAGGGCUAUACUUGUGGUACCUGCGCGGAUGCCAGGGAGAUUACAAAGACGUCACCCUGAAUGUUUCAGAGCCUUCAAACAAGGAUGAGCCCACAGACAAGAGGCUAUCCACACCCCCUUCAGACGCACUGAUCCAGCCCAAGAGAGCUCCACUAGAGGACGGGCCUGAGACCCUCGCGGGAGUCCUGGUCGCUGUCAUCCUGAUCUUGGGACUCGCAGGAAUCGGCGCACUAAUCUGUUACAGGCGCUACCGUUCAAGAAGUCCCUGUGGAUGUACUUCAGUGAUUGACCUGAGGAGGUUCUAAGUCUGUGGGCCAGCGGAAGCUGAAGGAGCUGCCUGUGGAGCUGAUUCCAGAGAGAGGCCACCAGGAUGGGCAUGUCAUGUUCUUAGCCCUUGGCAGCUGCUACGACUCUCUGGAACCCAAACACCACGGAGCCAUUAUCACAUGCUUGGCAGAGCAGAAGAUUGUUUAUGUUUGCUGGGCACAGAACUUUCCCAAGGGUGGAACCCUUGGUUCUAUGUAGAGGAGGGGAGAGUGACUCACUGAGGAAGGGCCUUGGAAGCUGGAGAACAUCUGGGCAUCUCUCAUUCACAUGAACAAGAAGACAGCUGUGGCACAAAUUCUAAUUAGUAUUAAUAAUAAAAACCUGGAAUCAGAUCCUGGGUUAAAGCUGAAAGAUCAGAGAAGCAGAGCAGUCAGCCACUAGGGAGUUCUUACCUCUACCAAUGCCCAGACCAAAGGGGUGAUCAAAACCUCGGACUGCAUCCGUCUCUAUGAAGCCUUAGACUGCAUUCUCAGAAUAAACCCACAGACAGCAUCUGAGCUCCUGUCUCCUCCCACCUAUAUUCCCCUCUCUCUGCCCAGCCAUAUCCCUUCCCGUCUCCACCUCCCUGGUGCUGGGAUUAAAGGUGUGAGCCACCACCA
Messenger RNA from Alexandromys fortis (reed vole), 1463 nucleotides. Its product is annotated as secreted and transmembrane protein 1A-like. Gene Ontology annotation, biological process: immune response. Bases 219 to 842 code for a protein of 207 amino acids. Gene Ontology annotation, molecular function: cytokine activity. The transcript is spliced from 6 exons. The record is from RefSeq and is a predicted model, not a curated record. NCBI's taxonomy places the organism in Eukaryota, Metazoa, Chordata, Mammalia, Rodentia, Cricetidae. Gene Ontology annotation, cellular component: membrane.